This is a messenger RNA of Schistosoma curassoni, 2177 nucleotides long. NCBI's taxonomy places the organism in Eukaryota, Metazoa, Platyhelminthes, Trematoda, Strigeidida, Schistosomatidae. The record is from the annotation of a GenBank genome assembly.
GUCAGACUUCGGAGUUUCGUUCAAAUUAGAUAUGGCGGGUGUUGUUCUUGAGACUUUAAACGUUCGGAAGCUUGCUUCUUUUGGAUGUCUUAUGCUAGCUGUACAAAUUUGCUUUUUCCUUAUUGGUGGACUUAUAGCACCAGCUCCUAACACAACAGACCAGAUAUUAAUGUCCAAGUGUAUUGAUCGUUCCGGUGAUGUAUUAAAGUGGCAUUUUGCCAGACCGAUAUCUAAUGAGAGCUGUCAGGAACUCUUACCAGAUGGUGAUAUUGAGGAAGUAGUUCCGUCUGACGUUGAUGCAAAUGCAAUAGUGUUCAUUGCUCAGUUCCCACACCCAAGAGAUGGGAUGGAUCUGCAUAUGACCAGAUGGUUCCAACAAGUCAUUGGUGUGUUGAUGUUAGAUAUCAAGCAAAAAUAUUCCAAGGAAUUGGAAAAUACUGAGAUAACAUUUGAUUUACGAUUGGGCUAUCGUAAUCAUGAUGACCCUAAACAUGUUUGGCACGAAUUAGCUCGUUCAGUUGAAGUUCGACCGCUUAAAUGUACUCUUGACCGCGAAGCUAAGCGACACCAAGGACAUGCUCAUGCGCUUGAUGAAGGAUUUUACUACGAUUGUGAGGUUUUACCUUUGUUCACCUUAGCUAGUUGUCAUCAUGAAGAAUACUUGUUAAACUUGAGAAUUCCUGUCGAUGAGAAGCGGAAAAUUAACGUUGGUGUUGGAAGUAUUCAGGAUGUGUGGAUGGUUGAAAUUCAUCAAAAUGGUGGAUUUACUAAGGUAUGGUUUUCGUUGAAAACAUUUUCAUUCCCAAUUGUAUUACUGGCUUUAAUAUUUUUUGGUCAUCGUGUCAGGGAGUUAGAACGUCCACCAAACAUACUAGAAAAAACUAUAUUUAUCUUGGGAAUUUGUUUAUCUAUCUUGAAUUGUCCAGUUGAGUGGUUAUCACUUAUAUAUAACUUCUCAUUUUGGCUUGUCUUAAGUGAUAUACGUCAAGGUUUAUUUUAUGCUACGCUUGUUUGCUUUUGGCUUGUUUUCACUGGUGAGCACAUGAUGCAAGACUCAUCAUCGGGGAAUCGAUCAAAGCCUAAUAAUAAUUGUUAUGGUCUAAAUGGAUUGUAUUGGCCAAGAAUUUUACUUGUGGCCAGUUGUUGUGCUGCUUUAUUUAUUUUUGAAUUAGCUGAACGUGGAGUACAAAUACGUAAUCCAUUUUACAGUAUAUGGUCUCAUCCAAUUGCUGCGAAAAUGGGUUUAACAAGUAUUGUAAUCGGUGCUUUGUGUGCAUUUGCUUACAUGAUCUAUUUAACUAUAUUAGUUGUUAAAGCAUUCAUACAAAUAUUGGGUAAACGUCGUCUGUUAAACAAUCUUCCAGCGGAACAACGUCGAUAUUACAGUGGUAUUAUAUAUCGUUUCAUGGUACUUCUAACUUAUACAAUAAUAUGCGCUGGACUUACUGUUGCAUUCUUUAUCUUUAGUCAGGUUACAGAAGAUCAAUGGAAAUGGGGUGAAAAAAGUGUGGAAUACACUUCAGCUUUUAUAACCGGUGUUUAUGGUAUGUGGAAUGUAUACGUUGUAGCCGUAUUGUGUUUGUAUUCACCAUCACAUAAAUUUCGUAGUGUCACUGGUCAACAAUUAUACAAUCGAUUAUUAAUUAAGAAUUCUGUAACAACAACAAUACUACCUGAUACCACUACUAGUAAUACCACUGCUUCUACUGUUGCUACAAUGCAUGAUACAUUUUUAGGUCAUGAAUUCAAUAUGUUUGAUAAACAAUCAGAAACAAUUCAAUUAGUACCGAAACAAUCAAUUGAUUACAAAGAGAAUUCAACAUCUACAUCUACAUCUUUAUCAAAUGUUGAAACAAAAUCUUAUCUCUUAACAGAAGGUUUGAAAUUUAUCCGUAAAGAAGCAUUUGAAUAAAUUCACAUGAAAUGAUUUCCAAGAAGAAGAAGAAGAACUACUACUACCAUCGAUGUUCAUCAUUGUCUUCACUUCAUUUUAUUGCAUCCGGUAGGUUUAUUCUCUCGGUUUUAACACAAAUUAAUAUUUUAUUGAUAUACAAUAUACAAAUUUGUUUCACCAUCCUUAUAUAUCCAUAUACUUUAUAAACAGUAAUUGCAUAUAUAUAACAUACUAUACCAAAGGUGCUUUAUUAUUAUUGUUAUUAUUAUUAUUAUUAUUAUUA